Messenger RNA from Schizosaccharomyces osmophilus, 1131 nucleotides. It is a transcript of the gene csn4, whose product is annotated as COP9/signalosome complex subunit Csn4. Gene Ontology annotation, cellular component: COP9 signalosome; cytosol. The coding region runs from base 1 to 1131 and encodes 376 amino acids. NCBI's taxonomy places the organism in Eukaryota, Fungi, Ascomycota, Schizosaccharomycetes, Schizosaccharomycetales, Schizosaccharomycetaceae. The transcript has a single exon. Gene Ontology annotation, molecular function: protein binding. The record is from RefSeq and is a predicted model, not a curated record.
AUGGAUGAAGUCUUGCAUUCUUUCCUAGAAGGGAAGCUUUCUAAGGAGCGAUUUCAGGCAACAUUGGCUUUACAUUACACAAACGAGCAAGGAUUGUACGAAGAGUUAAAGAAUUGUGUUCAAAUAUGUAUUCAAUAUGGCCGGGAUGAGCGGACAAACGAAGCUUUCCAUCAUUUACUAGACGUGACAGCCGGUAUAUCUUCUCUUGCAAUUCGAAAAGGGCUUCUAGAAUACAUGUAUGAACAACUCUCGCCAUUAGAAGGCAUUCGGUCCGAGCUAUUAGCAAAAUGCAGCUUGCAGCUUGCUGCUGUUUUCGAAGCGGAAAACAACUACGAGAACCUUUGUACUGCUCUAGAGACGCUAGAGAAACAUGCAAAUCUGGAAAGUGACUUGGAACAACUUUUACUGUUAAGAAUUCGACUAGGGGAGAAUUAUAUUAAGUUUGGCAAGCCGGAGAAGGCAAUUCUUUUGAUGCGAACAAGUAUGCCUAUCGCACACAAAACAAAUGAUCAUCAGCUUUUGAUGGAGCUUCAGCUGUGCAACGCAAGGGCUCUAGAUGAAACGUUACAGUUUUUAGAUGCAGCAAGAAGCUACUAUAAAGCUCUUCAAUAUAAAGUGCCGGGGAAUGAGAUUGUUUUCCUUGAAAACUUAAGCCUUGCUAUACAAUGUCUGCUUUUGGCGACACCUUCUCUGAUCGUUUUGCAGUUUCUACAAGAACUGUCCUUGCUUCCAAAUGUGAAAGAAUUGCCGCUGUAUCCAUUUCUCGAAAAAUACCUUCAAAGAAAUUUUGUUACAUUGGAGGAUGCAAACUCGAUUUUGCCAUUAUUACUUCCUCACCAAGUUCAGUAUAUGCAUACACUCAUAGCAAAUCCCAAGCAUUUUUUGGAAACAAAUCUUCUUUUCGUAUCCGAAUUUUAUGAAGUUGCAUCUUUGGAGAGUCUAGCGAAAACCUUUAGCAUCUCACUGAAUGAAUUGGAUGCGAUACUGACAAAUAUGAUUUUUCAACAUCGUAUUCGGGCAUCCAUUGAUCAAUUUGCUGGCUAUAUUUCCUUUCUUCCCAAUUCCGAAAAACCUUUGAAUCGUCCAAAUUACAUUGAAAAUCUUUCACAAAUACUGAAUCAAUACGGAUAG